This is a messenger RNA of Felis catus (domestic cat), 1801 nucleotides long. It is a transcript of the gene TMT1A, whose product is annotated as methyltransferase like 7A. Gene Ontology annotation, molecular function: S-adenosylmethionine-dependent methyltransferase activity. The record is from RefSeq and is a predicted model, not a curated record. NCBI's taxonomy places the organism in Eukaryota, Metazoa, Chordata, Mammalia, Carnivora, Felidae. The coding region runs from base 363 to 1097 and encodes 244 amino acids. The transcript is spliced from 2 exons.
GUGUGUACGAGAGCAGCGUGCGUAUAAAACUCCAGCAGGAAACCAGCGCUAGUUUCCAAACCCAGAGAAGGAGAAGCAGCAAUAGAUCUGGAAGAAGGGACUGUAAUCAACUUUCCUUCUAAGGAGAAGCUGGGAAAUUUCUCACUUUGCUUCAUGAAAACGAAGCUGAAUCUUUUGCCCAGCGCCUAUUAAUUAGGUGAAAUGGGCCUCUCGCCCACGAUUUGAUUUGAGCUGUGUCUCUCUAGCCCGGCCAGUUCUUCUUUCCUCCGCAGCGGAUUGGCUCUGGCUAGAAGCCUACCUCCUGCAGUAAAGGAGUCUAGUUGCUGGGUCGCUAACCCGUUGAUCCUUUUCUCUUGUUGGUGAUGGCGCUUAUCAUCUUUACCCUCCGGCUGGCCAUCGGCAUCCUGCUAUUUCCCAUGUUCCUGCUGAACCUUCUGGGCUUGUGGAACCGGAUAUGCAAAAAAUGGUUCCCCUACUUCUUGCGGAGGUUCACCGUGAUGUACAACGAACAGAUGGGUGGCAAGAAGCGCGAGCUCUUCAGCAACCUGCCCGAGUUUGCGGGCCCCUCCGGGAAGCUCUCUCUGCUGGAAGUGGGCUGCGGCACCGGGGCCAACUUCAAGUUCUACCCGGCUGGAUGCAGGGUGACUUGUAUCGACCCCAACCCCAACUUUGAGAAGUUCUUGAUCAAGAGCGUCGCCGAGAACCGACACCUGCAGUUCGAGCGCUUCGUGGUGGCUGCGGGGGAGAACAUGCAGCAGGUGGCCGAUGGCUCCAUGGAUGUGGUGGUCUGCACCCUGGUCCUGUGCUCGGUGCAGAACCCGGAGCAGAUCCUCCAGGAGGUGUGCCGAGUGCUGAGGCCGGGAGGAGCUUUCUAUUUCCUGGAGCAUGUAGCCGCUGAGAGCUCAACUUGGAAUUACUUCUGGCAACAAGUCCUGGAUCCUGCAUGGUACCUGCUGUUUGAUGGGUGCAACCUGACCAGACAGAGCUGGAAGGCCCUGGAACGGGCGCGCUUCUCUAAACUUGAGCUGCAGCACCUCCAGGCGCCGCUGCCCGUGGAGCUGGUGCGCCCUCACAUCUGUGGAUAUGCUGUGAAAUAGCAUGAGUGGGGGGCGGAGAGCUGCGUGGCUCAGAUGGCUUAAGGCUACAGUUUUAUUUACACUCACAAUACUAAUUGGGAGAAAGGAGACCUUUUUUUUCUUUUUAAGUAAAGUUGAAUUUCAUCCCUAGAAGUUUAUGUGAUAACCCGUUUAGCCAUUUUCUGUUGGCUCCCAGAGGAUCAAAACCAAAGCAAACACAAAACAGGAUUCUCCCUUAAAAGGAAACACUGGGCUUUCAUAAUUGAAGUUUACCAUUAUCCCCAAACUUAAGUCUGUAACUUCAAAAUCCUCCCAGCUGUCUUUUUUGUCUUUUAAUAUCAUAGAUUUUUAUAAUUUUUUCAUGUUUUAUUUCUGAGAGACAAAGAGAGCGAGCACAAGUAGGGGAGGGCAGAGAGGAGGAGACAGGAUCUGAGGCAGGCUCUGUGCUGAGAGCAGAGAAGCCAAUGUGGGGCUUGAACUCAUGAACCAUGAGAUCAUGACCUGAGUGCAAGUCAGACACUUAACCGGCUGAGCCACCCAGGCGCCCCACAACUGUCUUACUUACAUGGUUACCUGACAGAUUUUAAUUGUACCCGCUUUUUGAGAGCUUGGCGCUAUAAGUCGUCAAAUCACUCAAAAGAAGACUUCGAAAGGGGAGACGUGACAAGAUCUUUUUUUUUCUUUUUUUUUUUAAAUUUUUUUUUCAACGUUUAUUUAUUUUUGGG